UCCCUUCAUCACAUUUGGGCUUCAAGUUCAGGGAGAGAAACGAUCUGAGAAAGCCUCAUCUUUUGCCUCACACCUCCCUUCACCACCGUAAAACCCAAAAUCAGAGCUCCUCAUAAACCCUAAACCCUAAUUCUUCGAAACCCUACAAUGGACAACAAUCCCCAAUUUCCUCAGGAGGAAACGACCCCAAGUUCCAGCGAUCGCAUGGAGGAGGAUGGGGAACUGCCUCAUUCUGCUGAAAAUCUCGGCGCCGGAGGAGCUGACUCUUCGUCUUCGGACGAUUCCGGCCACUCGGACUCUGAGUCGGAGGAUGAAGCGGAGUUGAACCUUCAGAUUGAAACCCUAGAGUCAGAGGUCGCAGCCAAUCCCUACAACUACGACGCCUAUGUCCAAUAUAUAAAGCUUCUCAGGAAAACAGCUGACCUUGAAAAGCUAAGACAAGCAAGGGAAACGAUGAGCGCUAUAUUUCCAUUAAGUCCUUCUAUGUGGCAAGAUUGGACAAAGGAUGAAGCGUCUCUCUCGUCAAGUGCAGAUGCUGUCCCCGAAAUUGAAAAACUUUAUGAACGAGGACUUUCUGAUUAUCAAUCUGUAUCUUUGUGGUGUGACUACCUGAACUUUUUGCAAGAAUCUGAUCCCUCUGUAACUGGAUGUUCACUUGAUGGUAUUUCGAAAAUGAGGAAUCUAUUUGAACGUGCUAUUCCGGCUGUUGGCUUUCAUGUUACGGAAGGCCAUAAAAUAUGGGAAGCGUACAGAGAUUUUGAACAAGCUAUCUUCCUUACUAUUGACGAGACCAGCAUUACGGAGAAGGAAAAGCAAAUGCAAAGGAUUCGAAGCAUAUUUCAACGGCAGUUGUCUGUCCCUCUAGCAAACUUGAGUUCUACACUUAGUGCUUAUAAGGCUUGGGAGGUAGAACAGGGUGUUGACCUUGAUGUUGAAUCUGAUGAUUUGAGCAAGAUUUCCCCUCAAGUUGCUGCAGCAUACAAAAAGGCAUCGAAUAUGUAUAAUGAUCGCACCCAUCUUGAAGAGCAGGUUUCCAGGAAAGAUUUAUCGGAAGCUGACAAGUUUCAGCAGUACCUGAACUAUAUCAAGUUUGAACAGACUUGUGGAGACCCUGCCAGAGUUCAAGCUAUUUAUGAACGUGCUGUGACGGAGUUUCCUAUUUCAAGUGACCUUUGGAUAGACUACACUCGUUAUCUCGAUAAAACUUUGAAGGUUGGGAAAGUCAUUAAAGAUGUUUAUUCUAGGGCUACUAGAAGUUGCUCAUGGACUGGAGAACUCUGGGCCCGAUAUUUACUUGCCUUGGAACGUGGUUCUUCUUCUGAGAAAGAUAUUUCUGCUGUCUUUGAGCGAUCAUUGCAGUGCACUUUUUCCUCUUUUGAAGAGUACCUGGAUUUGUACCUCACUCGGGUAGAUGGGUUGAGACGAAGAAUGUCAUCAUCUAGUGGACUAGAGGCUUUAGAUUUUUCUCUCAUAAAGGAAACUUGUCAGCAAGCAUCAGACUACUUAACGCAGCACAUGCAAAAUACGGAUGGUUUGUUGCGUUUGCAUGUUUAUUGGUCUAACUUGGAACUAAAUUUGGGGAAAGAUCUAGCUGGAGCUCGAGGUGUUUGGGAAAGCUUUCUGAAGAGAAGUGGUUCUAUGCUAGCAGCCUGGCAAGGGUACAUAGAUAUGGAAGUGCGGUUGGGACAUAUAAAGGAAGCUAGGUCAAUCUACCGGAGAUGCUAUACAAGAAAAUUUGAUGGGACUGGUUCAGAAGAUAUAUGUCAUGGAUGGUUGCACUUUGAGAGGGAACAUGGCACUCUGGACGAUUGUGAUCAUGCAGUUCAAAAGGUUGCACCACGCUUGGAGGAGCUACGGUUAUUAAAGUUGCAGCAAGAGUCCAAGUCACUCAAGCCACCUGAGAACCUGAAAAAGCAUAAACCACAAAAGAGUGUGCGUGAGAAGAGAAAGGCAGGACCAAAUGUAGAUGAACAGUCUCCGGCCAAGAGGCCCAAGAAUAAGGGUCAGAAAAUGAAGGAAACAGAAUUUGAGGCACAGAAUGUAGCUGAACUAAACAGAGACAAAAUGAAAGCAAGGAGUGAGACAGCCGCUGACUCAAACAAAGAAGAUUUAAAAAGUGCCAAACCUGUGAAACCAAAGGUUUAUACAGAUGAGUGUACUGCAUUUAUAUCGAAUCUCAAUCUGAAGGCGCAUGAGGAAGAUAUACGAAGAUUCUUUAGUGAUGUUGGUGGGGUUGUCUCUGUUCGCAUACUCCAUCACAAAGAUACUAAAAAAUCAAGGGGACUGGCAUAUGUCGAUUUUGCGGAUGAUGAGCACCUCAAUGCAGCAAUAGCAAAGAACAGAAAUAUGCAUAUGGGUAAGAAAGUCAGCAUAGCACGCUCAAACCCGAAGAAGGGUAGAAAGGAAUUUACUGGUCGCAGUGGUCCUCCUGAACAUGGAUCUGGUUCUGGGAACUCAAAGGACAUGUCCGAGACUUCUGAGAAGUCUAAGGCAUUUCCUACCGGAGGAGCUGUCGACAAGCAAGGAGACAACAUCCCGCUGAGGGGAAAAAACACGUUUGCUGUACCGAGAAACGUUAAACCGCUCGGAUUCAUGACAGUCAAAAGCAAUGCAGAUGAGACGGAAGAAGACAUGAAGCCAAAAUCUAACGAUGAAUUCAGGAAUAUGUUCCUUAAGAAAUGAGGCUUGCCCCGUGUUAUACUUGGUGAUGAAUGAUGAAAACGAGGGCGAAUAUGAAAAUAUGGAAUGUAAGAAAGUCUGUUCCAAAUUUCUGACAGACGGAAGAAUGAAGACUUCUACAACUGUUUCCUUUGGUUUUGUCCCGUAAUAUGCAUACAUGUGUGUAUCCUGAGAUCAAGUUUUUGUUUGUGCCCAGAAGAAAAAGAUUAGUUUUUUUUUCCUCA
Messenger RNA from Tarenaya hassleriana, 2903 nucleotides. RefSeq names its product squamous cell carcinoma antigen recognized by T-cells 3. The record is from RefSeq and is a predicted model, not a curated record. Gene Ontology annotation, molecular function: RNA binding; protein binding. NCBI's taxonomy places the organism in Eukaryota, Viridiplantae, Streptophyta, Magnoliopsida, Brassicales, Cleomaceae. The transcript is spliced from 16 exons. Bases 148 to 2682 code for a protein of 844 amino acids. Gene Ontology annotation, biological process: RNA processing.